Messenger RNA from Wyeomyia smithii (pitcher-plant mosquito), 2059 nucleotides. Its product is annotated as cholinesterase 1-like. The record is from RefSeq and is a predicted model, not a curated record. The transcript has 4 exons. Lineage: Eukaryota; Metazoa; Arthropoda; Insecta; Diptera; Culicidae. Bases 45 to 1976 code for a protein of 643 amino acids.
UAUUUUUGGUUCGGUCUGCAGUCAAAAUUUUUCGGUGCUGAAAGAUGGUCAUUCGUAAGUUGUACGUUCCUCCGUCGAUAAUCAAGAACGGUGUCACCGUUCAAACUAUCCCGGAAUACCAGACGGUACAACCGAAUCAUUUGGAAGCUGUAGCCUACAGCACUAUUGCUGAGCCGAUUUCACAUGUUAACGGAGAUGCACAAAAAGUGGAAUUGGAACCAGCUAUCCUCAAAUCUGUUGACAACGCAGAACACUGUUCCAAAAAUGGUGAUGUAUUGGUAGAAAAUUCAAAUGUUGCCCAAGCCAGAGCGGAAAAAAACUCCGAAAAUGAUGAUAUAAUCUUAAAUAUUAGACCCGGUAAAAUAGCUGGAUUGAAACAAGAUUUACCAAACGGGGGAAGUUGUUACCGGUUCAGUGGUAUCCCCUAUGCUCAACCUCCCAUAGGUGAGUUACGAUUCAAACCUCCAGUACCGUUGGAGCGAUUCGAUGUAGACGUAUUGGAUUGCACAGUUGAACGAAAUCAGUGCAUAAGUUUGCAGCACUGGCCAACGGAAGCAAGUGAAACAGCUUCCGAGGACUGCCUGUUCUUGAAUGUGUACACACCAAAUCUACCAGAAGAGGGCUCAGCUGAUGGAUUGCCCGUGAUGAUUUGGAUCCACGGAGGUGGUUUUGCGUUGGGCAGUGGAGAUGCGGUAUUUUAUUGUCCUAACUAUUUGGUGCAGGAAAGUAUGGUGGUUGUAACAUUCAACUACAGAUUGGGACCACUGGGAUUCAUGUAUCUGCCAUCGAAAGGAAUUCACGGCAAUAUGGGAUUAAAAGAUCAAAGAAUGGUUUUGCGUUGGGUACAAGAAAACAUUUCUAGUUUUGGGGGAGAUCCAAAUAAUGUGACAUUAUUUGGUGAGAGCGCUGGGGGAGCCUCGGUGCAUUUGAAUUAUAUUGCGGAAAACUCGAGAAAAUAUUUCCAUAAAGCUAUAUGUAUGUCUGGUGUUUCUUACAACCCCUGGGUGUUUCAAAGUCAGGCAGAAGAAAAAGCUCGACAACUAGCAGUUCUACUCGGGGCGAAAUCAGAUACCGAUGAAGACGUUAUCGAAACACUGAUGACUGCUUCCGCCAGGGACAUCGUUGCAAAAUCUCCUGCGGUGAUGACUGCUGAUGAAAAACGCACUGACAUGUUUUUUGCAUUUACUCCCGUUGUAGAACCUGCAGAUUCUACUGAACCAUUUAUAACAGAAAAUUUUAUCAGUCUCUUGAUGAGUCCCAAUAUGACAAGCAUUCCAAUCAUUAAUGGAUUCACCUCUAAUGAGGGACUUCUUAUUGCUGCUCAAAUGAUGAGUGGUAUCGAUGAGUAUGCGAAAAAUUUCACCAAGUUAGUACCGAAGGAUUUGCCCCUUUCCGGGAUUAGUCUAGAGGAAGCAGCUGCUGAAAUAAAACAUUUCUUCUUUGGCGAUGAUGACAUAACUACAGAGCGGCUGCAAACCUUGGUGGAUAUUGUGUCGGACAAUAUGUUUACCGUCGCAGUGUACAUGGCUAGCGAGUUGCAUGCGCGUUAUCAGCAUGACGCACCACAGUACCUGUACGUAUUCUCGUUUGAGGAUGAGUUGAACAAAUUUAGAUCAAUGUUUCAGGUACCAGACAAUUUAGCUGGAGUGUGCCAUUCCGAUGAGUUGCUAUACUUGUUUAGUUCGUCACUGAUGGGAACCGAAGUGGAAACAGGAUCAAGAGCCGACAAAUUUCGCUCUAUAAUGUGCAAGUUGUGGACUAAUUUCGCUAAAUGUGGCAAUCCUACACCCGUGGAUGGAGGAGUUAACUUUGUUUGGGAACCGGUGAAGCCCCUUACCGAUUCCCCAUUUAUAUUCGCUGCAGCAGAGUUAAAUGAGCCGUUGAAAAUGGUCGAAAACCCAUUUAUGAACCGCAUUCAAUUCUGGAGGGAAAUAUAUGCGCGACAUUUCGGUAAUCAUCUAGUGCGAACUAAAUAGUUUCCUGUGACAUCCGAUUUUCGGUAUGCGAAUAUUGAUUGCUCUGUUGUAGUUAUUUUGCAAUAAAUUAUUAAUCGCUCGGA